Molecule: messenger RNA, 457 nt
Organism: Rana temporaria (common frog)
Lineage: Eukaryota; Metazoa; Chordata; Amphibia; Anura; Ranidae
Product: thioredoxin-like
Molecular function (GO): protein-disulfide reductase activity
Source: RefSeq, a predicted model, not a curated record
GGACGGGUUGUCUCCGCCCACAUACCUCUUGUGUAUAUGUGGAGGGCAGGGUCCGCUCAGUACACGUUGUAGUCUAUCAGUGGGCAAUCAUGGUGAAGCAAAUAGAGAGCGUGGCAGACUUUAAAGCAUUCUUGGCAUCUGCGGGAGACAAACUGGUUGUCGUUGAUUUCACUGCAGUAUGGUGUGGACCGUGCCGAAGGAUUGCUCCCAUAUUUGAGGAACUUUGCAAAACACAUGAUUUAUCAGAAUCGUGUGGCAUCCACGCCAUGCCUACUUUUCAAUUUUACAAAAACAAAGAAAAGAUUGAAGAAUUUUCUGGUGCAGAUGACGGCAAGCUUAAAGCAACCAUUGCUAGGCUGAAAUAAGAAGCGCGUGAAGCUACUGAAAUCCGCCCCAAUGUAUAAGGCUAUUCUUCUCUCCCCCCCCCCCCCCCCUUUUUUCUUUUUAUCAAGAUGGU